Molecule: messenger RNA, 6087 nt
Organism: Thecamonas trahens ATCC 50062
Lineage: Eukaryota; Apusomonadida; Apusomonadidae
Exons: 3
Coding region: 1-6087 (2028 amino acids)
Molecular function (GO): protein binding
Source: RefSeq, a predicted model, not a curated record
AUGUCUUGGCUCGUGCAUGUGGCAUGUGCAAUCGCCGCGCUCAUGGUCGCACUCGGCAAUGUCAGCGUAUUGGCAGCCGACGCGCCUACUGGCGAACCACUGUACCUUUGCGGCAUUCCGUAUCCUUAUGAUGCAGCACUCAAGGGCAACCCGACGUCGACAGUGGAGAACACACAGUUCAUCUUUCGUGGCUCACAGUUCUGGCAGUACCGCGGCGACCUGCGGCGGAUUACCUUGUCGAUGCCGCAAAGCAUUAGCUCCGGCUUCCCAGGCGUUCCCAACGAUCUUGACGCUGCUGGCACCCAGUACUGGCGCUACUCGAGCAGUGUUGGCGUCGAUGCUGGUUACCCCAAGACCAUCGACUUUGGCUUCAACUCGGAGCUGCCCAACUACAUCGACGCCAUCGAGCGCUGGUCGGGCGACCUGAUCUAUGUGUACAAAGGCUCGCUCAUGUACGAGUUCCACGAGGUGACCGGUCUCACCUCAGGUUAUCCACUUGCUCACAACUACGGCUUUGUGCCCGAUGCCAUCCUGUCCUCGCCCUUCUCCACCGCCCUCACCACUUCGUACUUUUUCGACGCCGCCAACAGCCAUCUCUACCAGAGCACCGGCUUCACGGUCUCCUCGCCCUUCCCCACAUGCUCGUCAUGUGACGGUGCAGUGGUGGUCUCGUCCGGCGUGGCCGGCACCGUCGCCCCCUUUGUCAACAAUGCUUACACCAAUCUACAGAGUUGCUCGUGGACGUUCAACUUUGCUGCCGCUGGCCUCAUAGUCCUCGACUUUACCUCGUUCAACACCGAGGCUGGCUACGACUUUGUAUGGAUCUAUGACGCUGUCGAUGACUACGGGCCGCUCCUGAGACAGCAUGCUGGCACCACCAUCCCAACAGGGUCGCCCUAUCUCACAUCGUCCUCCGCUGCCCACGUCAAGUUUGUCACAGAUGGCCGCACCAUCGGCCAGGGCUUCUCCUUCAACUGGUACUACUACAUCCGCUGCCCGACGCUUGCCUCCUUCUCUAACGGUGUCUGGUCGCCAUCAGCCUCUGGCUACCGCCUCGACACCAGUACUGCUGUGUGCAACCCCGGCUUUACCCUCACCGGCGGUUCGUCGUCGCGGACAUGCCUCAGCUCCGGCACAUGGUCCAACUCUCCUGGCCAGGUCUGCACCCCGAAUCCGUGUUCGCCAAGCCUGGUCGCGCCGACCAACGGCAUCGUCUCAUCUACGAUCGGCAGCACUGGCGACACGUCGACCUUUUCUUGCAACGCAGGCUACACGCUCGUCGGAUCGCCGUCGCGGACGUGCCUCACCGACGGCACCUGGUCCAACUCGAACGAUCAAGUGUGCAACCCGAACCCGUGCUCGCCGCCACAGUCCUCACCCGCCAACGGAGCCGUCUCCUCAGCGACGGGCAACACCGGCGACAUGAUCACGUUCUCGUGCAACUCGGGCUUUACCCUCUCGGGCUCGUCCACACGGACGUGCCAGUCGACUGGCGCGUGGUCAAACCUCAACGACCAGGUGUGCGCGGCCGGCGCGUGCUCGCCUGAUCUGACGCAUCCCACCAACGGCGCAGUCUCGUGCACCACAGGCAGCACCGACGACACUUGCACGUACUCGUGCAACCAGGGCUAUACACUCUCAGGCUCGCCGUCGCGGACGUGCCAGGCGAACCAGGCGUGGACUGGAUCGGACCCGUCGUGUGUACCGGCGGCGUGCUCGCCGACGCUCUCGCCGCCGUCGCGAGGGUCUGUGUCAUCGACGACGGGCGUGACCGGACAGACGUCAACGUUUUCCUGUGAGGCCGGGUUCUCGCUGACGGGCGACGCAAGCCGGACGUGCCAGACGAGCGGAAGCUGGUCUGGCCUCGCCAACCAGGUGUGCAAUCCGCUGCCGUGCCCGACGCUGACGGUGCCGACCAACGGCGGAGUCUCGAUCACGACGGGUGGCAAGGUCGAGGACGUGGCGACGUACUCGUGCAACUCGGGAUACUCGCUGUCGGGGGUGGUGUCGCGGACGUGUCAGGUGAACCAGGUGUGGAGCUCGACAGCGCCGACAUGCCAACCGCUGCCGUGCCCGGUGCUUGCGCCGAUUGCCAACGGCUAUGCGACGCCCGGAUACACCGGGAGCACGAGUGAUGUGGUGACGUUUGGCUGCAACUCGGGCUAUUCGCUGAGCGGGACGGCGUCGCGGACGUGCUCGGUGAGCCAGGCGUGGACCGGGACGAACGACCAGUCGUGCGAUGCGAUUCCGGACUUUUGUCCGAGCCAGGCGGCACCGGUGGACGGGACGCUUGACUCGCUGGUGCGGACGGUGGGUGGAAGUGCGGCGUUCUCGUGCAACGGUGGGUUCACGCUUGUGGGCUCAACUAGCCGGACGUGCCAGAGCGAUGGGAGCUGGUCGGGCUCGAUGCCGAUUUGCACACAGUGCUCGGGCAACUGCGCGACGUGCGAGGCGGGGCAGCCGACCAACUGCAACACGUGUGUGGGCGGGUACACAAUCGGCGAUGAGUGUGUGUCCAAGGUCGAUCCGUGGUGUCCCGCGCUGUCUGCGCCAGUCAACGGGGCGCUGUCUGGUGCACCGUGCGACCGCAAGGUGGACGACGUGUGCGGGAGCGCAUCGUGUAACGACGGGUACUUUCUGGUCGGGCCAGCGUCGCGGACGUGCCAGUCGUCGCAGGCAUGGAGCGAUCUGUCGUGGUCGUGCGCGAGCUGUGCACCGGCAUGUGCCACGUGUUCCGGCGACGCAGCAAACUGCGUGACGUGCGCACCUGGGCUGCUUGGCCCGCCGGCAUGUGUGACGCCAGUGACGUGUCCUGCGGUGAGCGCGCCUGCAAAUGGGGCGAUCUCAACGGCCGCCAAUGUGUCAGGCACGGUUGUGUCGUUCUCGUGCUCGCCCGGAUUCACGCUCAGCGGGAUGUCGUCGAUCACGUGCUUCAACAACGGGAGCUGGUCGGCGCCGCUCGACCAGGCGUGUGUUGGCGGAAGCUGCACACCGGCACUGAGCGCACCGGCGUUUGGCACGGUGAGCGGGACGAUUGGAUCGACAGGCGAGUCGCAGAGCUACGCCUGCAAUGUGGGGUACAGUCUGUCGGGCUCGAGCACGCGGACGUGUCAGGCCGACGGAAGCUGGACCGGAUCGGAUCCGGUGUGCAAUGCGCUGUCGUGCACGCCCGGCCUUGUGGCGCCGAACCACGGCGCGGUCUCACUGACGACCGGGGUGACGGGAGAUGUGGCGAGCUACAGCUGCAAUGCCGGGUUCACGCGAGUCGGGCCGGCAACGACGGCGUGUCUGAGCAACUCGACAUGGUCAGCGGCGGCGCCGGUGUGCGUUGGCAACGCGUGUCUGCUAGUGCUGAGUGCACCGGUCAACGGCAACGUGUCACGGACGACAGGGACGACGGGCGAUGUGGCGACGUUCUCGUGCAUAUCCGGGUUUGUGCUUGUGGGCUCGGCACAGCGUGUGUGCCAGACGGACGGGACGUGGUCGGGCGUGGGAUCGCAGACGUGCUCGCGUCUCGACUGUACAUCGUUGUCGUCGACACAGACGCCUCCGCAGAACGGGCGACUGACGUGCAACGGGGCGGCGUUCUUGUCCGAGUGUACGAUCUCGUGCAACAGCGGCUACACACCGUACGGGACGACGGUGCGGACGUGUCAGGCGGACCGAAGCUGGAGCGGCGACACGGACGUGCUGUGCUCGGACGCCGACGCAGCAGCAUCGCUUGUGUCGUACACGGCGCCUGUGCGUGUUGCAGCAGGCAGCUCAUGGAUGUUUACGGUGCAAGCGAUGCGGGAUGCGACGAGUGUGGCGACGGCACUGGACAACCGUGUGGAUGUUGUGCGUGUGGAAGGCACGGCGAUCUACUCGCCGGUGCUCGAGUCGAGCACGGCGGUGGGCAAUGGGACGUACGCCGUGAGCGUACAGGUGCCGACUGUGACGGGCGUGUAUGGACACGAGGUGCGACUGAACGGUGCGGCGAUUUCGAGCGAGGUGGCUGUGGAGGUGAUUCCCGGCCCAACGCGCGGAUCGAUGUCGCUGGCGAGCGGGCCCGGACUGCUCACGGCUGAGCUCGAUGUCGCGACGACGUUUGUGGUGACUGCGCGCGACCAGUUUGGCAACGUGGCGCAGUCGACCAACGACGACGUGACGGCGCUGAGCAAGGCCGGCGACGAUGUGCGUGCUGUGAGCCUGGUGUCAAGCGGGCGUGGGAGGUACGACGCGACGUUUGCGCCGUGGAAGGGCGGGGUGUACACAAUCUCUGUGUCUGUUGCAGGCGAGGCACUGCCCGAGUCGCCAUGGGUCAUUUUUGUGGCGUCCAAGUGUCCCGCGGGCCAGUACGCGGUGGAAGAGACCGGGCCGUGUGAGAUCUGUCCGGUCAACUCGUACACCGAGUCUGUGAACGAAGCCGAGUGCAGCGGCUGUCCGCGGUUUUCGGAGACACAUGGCGCGGUUGGGGUGAGCUCUGUGCUCAAUUGCACGUGCCAGGCGGGAUACUAUGCGCUGUCGCGCGGGGUGUCAUGCCUGCCGUGUCCGGGAGGCGGGGUGUGCGACGGCGGAGUGUCGCUCCCGCGAUCGCGGCCUGGGUUCUUCCCGUCGCAAGAUCCGACGGUGUUCCUGCGGUGUGACGAAGAUGCCAACGCAUGCCUCGGCGAUGGCAAGUGCCGGGCGGGAUACACGGGACGGAUGUGUGCCGACUGCGAAAGGGGCUUUUACAAGAUCUCUGCGCGGUGCUACAAGUGCCGACCGACGACGACGUACAUUCUGGUGACGAUGUUUUUUGUGGCGCUGUUUGUCUUUUGCUGUCUGCUGGUGUGGCUCAACACGCGCAACAACAAGUUCUACGGCCUGGCUGCGUUCAUGAUUGGGUUCAACACGCUCCAGAUUCUGGCGGUGUAUGGUGAUCUCGAGCUCGGAUGGCCGGUGUGGGCACAGCACUUUUUCAAUGCGCUCACGUUUGUCAACCUCAACAUGGACCUGACGUCGCCCGAGUGCACGGUGAGUGUGGGCAACAUCUGGCUGCUCAAGUGGGGACUGACGAUGGCGCUUCCGAUUCUUGUUGUAGUGCCGUUCUUCAUCAUCUAUUUGUGGUCGCUGGUGUACAUCUGGUUUGUGGAGAAGUUUGGCGACCAGAUCCGCGCGGCCAAGCCGGCGUGGUGCGACCCGACGAUGUUUGCGAGUGACCAGUCGUGCUCGAUGCGGUUCCAGCGGCGGCUGGGACGACUGCUGACCGAGUCUGUGACCAAGAGUAGCGGGAUGCGUGCAGCGUGCGGGCGGGCGUACUGGCAGCUGCUCAUUUUCUGCUACAUGCCGCUCUGCCACAUGACGCUCCGGUAUCUCGACUGCCACAAGACGGCGGACGGGGUGUGGGUGAUGACGGACAAUCCGUCGUCAAACUGCUACAACUCGGCAUAUUGGUCUCUGAUCUGGCUUGUCGGGCUGUUCAUUGCGCUGUACUGCCUGGGCAUUCCAGCAGGAGUGACGUGGCUCCUCCGGCGAAAGAAGGGGGGACUCGAGGAGUUCCAGUUUAUGAUCAAGUACGGGUUCCUUGUGGCGCGGUUCUCGUCGCGGUACUACCUGUUUGAGCCACUGGGGAUCCAGAUGCGCAAGUUCCUUGUUGUGCUUGCGACAGUGACGUUCCGGGCGCCGCUUGUCAAGGCGUCGAUGGCGGCGCUUGUGCUGAUUUUCUCGUUGACGCAUGUGGCGUAUGCGCGUCCAUACCUGGAGGAGUGGCACAACAAGCUCGCGGUAGGAUGUCUGCUUGCGGGGCUGCUUGUCCUUCUCGGCGGGACGGUGACGUACAACGCGCACCUUCGUGACACGCUGAUUCUGGGCGGGCUGGGGGUGGAGAUUGUGCUGAUUCUUGGCGGUGUGGUGUACGACCUCGUUGUGACGAGCCGGCGCGACAAAGAAGAGAUGGAGAAGUACGACGAUGACUUUGAGGACGGGCUGUUCAUUGACGGCGAGUCGGAUCUGUCGAUGUGCAACUUUGAGCGCUCGUCUGUGACACUUGAGCAGCGCGGGAGUGCUUCAUCGACGGUGCACUCGCUGGCGGGCUCGCCAAGCAACGAUGUGGUAUGGAGAGCCUGA